Molecule: messenger RNA, 309 nt
Organism: Perkinsus marinus ATCC 50983
Lineage: Eukaryota; Perkinsozoa; Perkinsida; Perkinsidae
Product: translation initiation factor SUI1, putative
Exons: 3
Coding region: 1-309 (102 amino acids)
Biological process (GO): translational initiation
Molecular function (GO): RNA binding; translation initiation factor activity
Source: RefSeq, a predicted model, not a curated record
AUGAACCCUGCACAGGAGCUAUUUGGAGAUCAGCAGGAUGAUGAUCAUCAGCAGAAUUAUAUUCAUAUCCGGAACCAACAGCGGAAUGGCAGGAAGAGUCUGACCAUCAUCCAGGGUCUACCGAAACAAUUUAGCUCCAAGAAAAUCCUUAAGCAUUUCAAAAAGGAGUUCAAUUGCAAUGGCAGUAUUACGGAAGACCCCGAGUUCGGCAAGGUCAUUAUGAUCCAAGGUGACAAGCGAAAGCUGGUAGGAGACUUCUUGGUCCACGAGGGAAUUGCCGAAAAAGAUUUCGUUAAGGCAAGUCUAUGA